AUGCUGCCUCCCGAGGUCCAGCAGAACGAGGCAGACGAGGUCAAGGAUGAGAAGCUACAGGCAACCCUCGUCGACUGGUACGGGCCGGAUGACCCAGAAAAUCCUAUGAACUGGAGCCUCGCCAAACGGUGCUUCGUCACGUUCGACAUCUGCUUCAUCACCUUCUCGAUCUACAUCGGCUCCGCCAUUUACUCGCCAGGGACGGAGCUUAUCUCGAUGCAGUUUGGUGUCUCGCCCGUCGCCGCAACGCUCGGCCUCACGCUCUUCGUCCUCGGCUACGGGGUUGGGCCCAUGUUCCUCUCGCCGCUCUCCGAGAUUCCGCAGUUCGGGCGAACGUCCGUGUACAUCGCCUCACUCACGAUCUUCGUGGUCUUGCAAGUGCCGACCGCGCUAUGCGACAACCUCGGUGCGUUGCUCCCGCUGCGGUUCCUCGCGGGCUUCGUAGGCAGCCCGCCGCUGGCCACUGGGGGCGCGAGCCUUGCGGACAUGUGGGGCCCGGACGACCGCGCAAUUGUGAUCGGCCUGUGGGGUCUGGCGGCGAUUUGUGGACCAGUGCUGGGUCCUGUGGUCGGUGGCUUCGCUGCGCAGGCAAACGGGUGGCGGUGGACGAUCUGGCCGCUGCUCUGGCUGAGCGGGGCUGCCCUAGCGUUUCUGUUCGUGCUGUUGCCGGAGACCAGUUCCUCAGCCAUUCUGUACCGCCGUGCGGUCCGCCUCCGCCGCCUGACGGGCAACAAGGACAUCAAGUCGGAUGGAGAGAUCGAAAGCGAGGAAAUGACGAUCGGCGAGAUCGCCAAGAUGACGCUUGUCCGGCCGUUCGUGCUCAGCUUCCGGGAGCCGAUCGUGGCGAGCUGGAACCUGUACAUCAUGCUCGUCUACGGGAUCUUGUACAUCUUCAUCCAGUCGUUCGAGGUCGUCUUUGUCGAGAAGCACGGUUUCAAUCUGGGGGAGAAUGGCCUUGCCUUCAUGGGUCUAUUCAUCGGCGCUGUCGUCGUGUACAUUUGCUUCGUGCCGUACACCAUUCUGUAUAUCAAACCCAGGUUUAGGCCGGGGCAAGUGUUCACGCCCGAGGACAGGCUGCCGCCCGCAAUGCUGGGUGCGUUCUUCUUACCGAUCAGCCUGUUCUGGUUCGGAUGGACGAGCGCAUCGAGUAUUCCGUGGAUCGUGCCUAUCAUCGGCAGCUCGUUCUUUUCCAUCGGAACGUUCCUGCUCUUCCAAUCGGGAUUGAACUACCUGCAAGAUUGCUACCCCAAGUACGCGGCGUCAGUCCUGGCUGGCAAUGACUUGUUCCGUGCUUCGGUCGGCGCCGGGUUUCCGUUAUUCUCGACUGCGUUCUUCGACAACGAGGGAGUCGGCCAGGCAUGCUCCAUUCUGGGAGGCAUCAGUAUUGCGAUGAUUCCGAUCCCGUUUGUCUUGUAUCGGUAUGGGCACAGGAUUCGGGCGAGGAGCCAGUACGCGCAAACUUGA
This is a messenger RNA of Fomitopsis serialis, 1464 nucleotides long. Its product is annotated as MFS general substrate transporter. The coding region runs from base 1 to 1464 and encodes 487 amino acids. The record is from RefSeq and is a predicted model, not a curated record. Gene Ontology annotation, molecular function: fluconazole transmembrane transporter activity. Gene Ontology annotation, biological process: xenobiotic detoxification by transmembrane export across the plasma membrane. The transcript is spliced from 6 exons. Lineage: Eukaryota; Fungi; Basidiomycota; Agaricomycetes; Polyporales; Fomitopsidaceae.